This is a messenger RNA of Manis pentadactyla (Chinese pangolin), 4435 nucleotides long. It is a transcript of the gene HPSE2, whose product is annotated as heparanase 2 (inactive). The coding region runs from base 311 to 2089 and encodes 592 amino acids. Gene Ontology annotation, molecular function: hydrolase activity, acting on glycosyl bonds. NCBI's taxonomy places the organism in Eukaryota, Metazoa, Chordata, Mammalia, Pholidota, Manidae. The record is from RefSeq and is a predicted model, not a curated record. Gene Ontology annotation, cellular component: extracellular matrix; membrane. The transcript is spliced from 12 exons.
CGCCUCUCCCCCCACCCCCUUACCUUUAAAAAGUUAAAAAAUGUCUGCAGUCGAAAUCUCUUAAAGGGGCGGUGCUGGUGAACGAGUACUUUUGGCACGAGUCGCUGAGAAGGCUGGCUAGGGGCGUGAGUUCGCUCCACCAGCACCAAAACACUGAAAAAAAAAAACAACAAAAAAAACCCGAGAGAGGUGGGGGGGGAAGGAAGAGAAAAAAGGGGGGGGGGAGGCAGACAGACACACACUUUAGAUAAGGACAAUUAGUCACCAGCUAGACCCUGAAGGAAGAGAGGUUUUAAAUCAGAGGGAUUUAAUGAGGGCGCUCUGUGCCCUCCCUGAAGCCAUGCCCUGCAGCGACUCCCGCCCCCCCGCGUGCCUAGCCCCGGUGGCCGUCUUCUGGGCUCUGUUGCUCCAUCUCUCCCUUUCCUCCCGAGCUGGAGACAGGAGACCCUUGCCUGUAGACAGAGCUCCAGGUUUGAAGGAAAAGACUCUGAUUCUACUUGAUGUGAGCACCAAGAACCCAGUCAGGACAGUCAAUGAGAACUUCCUCUCUCUGCAGCUGGAUCCGUCCAUCAUUCAUGAUGGCUGGCUCGAUUUCUUAAGCUCCAAGCGUCUGGUGACCCUGGCCCGGGGACUUUCGCCCGCCUUUCUGCGCUUCGGGGGCAAAAGGACCGACUUCUUGCAGUUCCAGAACCUGAGGAACCCGGCGAAAAGCCGCGGGGGCCCCGGCCCGGAUUACUAUCUCAAAAACUAUGAGGAUGACAUUGUUCGCAGUGAUGUUGCCUUGGAUAAACAGAAAGGCUGCAAGAUUGCCCAGCACCCUGAUGUUAUGCUAGAGCUCCAACGGGAGAAGGCAGCUCAGAUGCACCUGGUUCUUCUAAAGGAGCAAUUCUCCAAUACUUACAGUAAUCUCGUAUUAACAGCCAGGUCUCUAGACAAACUUUACAACUUUGCUGAUUGCUCUGGACUCCAUCUGAUAUUUGCUCUAAAUGCACUGCGUCGUAAUCCCAAUAACUCCUGGAACAGUUCGAGUGCCCUGAGUCUGUUGAAGUACAGUGCCAGCAAAAAGUACAACAUUUCUUGGGAACUGGGUAAUGAGCCAAAUAACUAUCGGACCAUGCAUGGCCGGGCAGUAAACGGCAGCCAGUUGGGAAAGGAUUACAUCCAGCUGAAGAGUCUAUUGCAGCCCAUCCGGAUUUACUCCAGAGCCAGCUUGUAUGGGCCUAAUAUUGGGCGGCCCAGGAAAAACGUCAUCGCUCUCCUUGAUGGAUUCAUGAAAGUGGCAGGAAGCACAGUGGAUGCAGUUACCUGGCAACAUUGCUACAUUGAUGGCCGGGUGGUCAAGGUGAUGGACUUCCUGAAAACUCGCCUGUUAGACACACUCUCUGACCAGAUUAGGAAAAUUCAAAAAGUGGUUAAUACAUACACCCCAGGAAAGAAGAUUUGGCUUGAAGGUGUGGUGACCACCUCAGCUGGAGGCACAAACAAUCUAUCAGAUUCCUAUGCUGCAGGAUUCCUAUGGCUGAACACCUUAGGAAUGCUGGCCAAUCAGGGCAUUGAUGUCGUGAUACGGCACUCAUUUUUUGACCAUGGGUACAAUCACCUCGUGGACCAGAAUUUCAACCCAUUACCAGACUACUGGCUCUCUCUCCUUUACAAGCGCCUGAUCGGCCCCAAAGUCUUGGCUGUGCAUGUGGCUGGACUGCAACGGAAACCAAGGCCAGGCCGAGUGAUCCGGGACAAACUAAGGAUUUACGCUCACUGCACAAACCGCCACAACCACAACUAUGUUCGAGGAUCCAUUACACUUUUUAUCAUCAACCUGCACAGAUCAAGAAAGAAAAUCAAACUGGCAGGGACACUCAGGGACAAGCUUGUACACCAGUAUCUGCUACAGCCUCAUGGACAGGAGGGCCUUCAGUCCAAGUCAGUGCAGCUGAACGGCCAGCCCUUAGUGAUGGUGGACGAUGGGACCCUCCCAGAACUGAAGCCCCGCCCCCUGCGGGCCGGCAGGACACUGGUCAUCCCUCCAGUCACCAUGGGCUUUUAUGUGGUCAAGAAUGUCAACGCUUUGGCCUGCCGCUACCGAUAAGCCUCCCUCACAUUUACAAGUGACCAGCAGGCCUGCUGGGCUGCUUUCCACUCUUCCACCCAAAUAGUAUCCUUAUUUUUCAAACAUUUUCUUAGCAACAGACCAGUCUCUGCUGCUCCAUCCUGCUGGAAUCAACACAGACAUGCUCUCCAGAGAAAUGUCAUAGUGUGAGCUUUGCCUAGGUAGGUCACAUCCACUCCGAGGGAAAAUGUAUAUGUCACCUGCACCUGUAUAAGGAUGAAGGUAUGUGUGUAGAGCUGUAUGUACCCAUGUAUGCACACCAUGAGAGCGAGCUGACAGCUGACCCCUGGGACAAGGGAAACAGCUCCUCAUGGGCCUGGUCGCACAGCAGGAGAGCUGUAGACCUCAGCCUGUGGCUGCUGCCCUCAGCAGACGAUGAGGAAGGAAAAAGCCAGGUGGGCCUGGGAGAGCCUAGUCCUCUUCCAACUCCUUUCCUUUGUCUGUCCCCCGCUGUUGCCCCGGCUUUCUCUCAGCUCUCCUCCCACAGGGGAGCAAGUGGGCGAGUCAGUGCAGCCUGUUGGGUGAGCUGCUCCUGUCGUCUCCUGGCUAAUGUAUGAGGGUGUGCAUCUGGGCUGCGGACAGCAUCAUUAGUCACUGGCUAUUCCUCCAGGAAGCGGGUGCUUCAAAAGUAAAAUUGCGAUCACACUCCGGAUUUUGUAUGAAGGUUCUAUUCCUCUGUGAAUCCAGGUUCCCCCAGGGCUGGAAUGGGAGUCAGGUACCAGUAUUCACUGAAUGGAGAGCAGUGUAUCAGGCACCACAAAAAGCAGCUGUCAUCCGUCAUGUGGCUGCAAAGGAGAGCAUUUCAGUACAAAGAGAAGCACGCCAGCCACCAAGCACCAGCACCCAGCAACUGAACAAAGCAAAUAAGCAGACCUGCCUCAGACUUGAGAGGAUAUGAAGGGCUCAUCAGGGGAAGCCCUUAAUGGUUUGGUUGAUCAAAACCAUAAAAUAAAAGGUGUAAAUCCAAGGUCAUCACUGUAAGAUACAACUGAAUCUAGCAUCUUUGCCUCUUCCUGAGUACCUAUGUGCUUCUCAGCAGCAUUUACUAGGCAGAAAGCUAACCUGGUCAUUAUUGACCAGGUCCAUGUAUCCCAGACCAGCCUUUGUGAGCAUAGAACAAAGCUUUCAGUUCGCCAUUUGAGAAGGCAGGGACCCUGGAGGCUGAGGUCUGGUGGGGAGCUGUGGAAUGGUAGACAGGAGGUUCCUGAAUCGGGCAGAGGGACGCGGAGUGACUCAAAGCUCAUGACCAGGGUCUUCUAUGUGGUUCAAGGAGCAUGCGGUCUUUGCAAACAAGCUAUGACUGAAAUGACUCUUUUCUGAGGAUGUGAUUUUCUCUCUCAGGAUAAAUGACUUGAACAAAUACCUUUUUUAAAAAGAAAAGGUAUUUGACCAUGUCAUAGGGUUCUGAUUAGAACAGUGGGACAGUUUCUGCCAUUGCACAAGGAUAGGAAUGCAGAGGAGGGGCAGUGUUGCUGAGGACAGAGGCCAGGCUGGCCACCCAAGAUGCCAACCCAAGGAGUUAAGGAUUAGGGUCAUGUCUGCAAAGUGAACGGUAAGGUGAGAGACAGGAGAAAGAUUAGACAAGAGAGGAGGUAGAGAAUUCUCAGCUUAGAGAACUAGGAAUUUGGGUUAGGGAGGCUGACAGGCUCAUUUAUGUGUAAGGAAUAGAGUGGACUUGGUUUUGACAUGCUUACUAUUGGUGCAGGAGGAACAGUAUGGAGGAGGCAGGAUCAAGAAAGAGGGAGACCUAGGACCAGGCUGGACCUUGGCAGCCGGUGUGCUCAGCCUGGAGGCAGUGGAGAGAGAGGAGCAGGCCCUGACCCUGCCUUGUAAGGUGCCCCAGAGGGGCCUCCCCUUCUCUGGAAGCAGGCACCUCCCACUGAAGCUUCAGCCUGAAAGGGAAGAGAGAGAAGUGCCGAGACUGGGAUAGAAAGGAGGGACAGAGGACAGGCCAAAAGUAAGGAAGAGAGAAGAAGAGAAAAGAAUUGUUUCUCCAAACUUUUACAAAGGUGUGCAGACACCAGGGUCUCUUCUGUUCACUGGUGCAGGCAGAGCAGGAGGGCCCUGAUAACAAGGGUAAACAGAGUCCUGGUUGGCCUGGCCCUGGCUAGUUUGCUUUACAUACAUGGCAGCCGCCUGAAGAAGUUACUGUUAUUAUCCCCAUUUCUCCUAUAAGGUGUGGGGAGGGCCCGUAGCUUGCCUGGCCUCACCCAGGUAAAUAGGUUGCUAAACUCAGAACAAGCCAAAGCCUGUGCAUUUAACCAAGUUCAAGGGCUGCCCAAUUCACAGAUUCACCACCUCCCUCAUUACCUCUUCAUAGGUUCU